Molecule: messenger RNA, 1867 nt
Organism: Drosophila navojoa
Lineage: Eukaryota; Metazoa; Arthropoda; Insecta; Diptera; Drosophilidae
Gene: Spt
Product: Spitting Image
Biological process (GO): cell migration; cell-cell adhesion; cellularization
Cellular component (GO): adherens junction; cytoplasm; membrane
Molecular function (GO): beta-catenin binding; actin filament binding
Source: RefSeq, a predicted model, not a curated record
AAAAAAAACAAACCUUUGUUGUGCGUUCCUUUAUUUGCAUGUGCAACAAGUGAAGAUUAUCUGAAUUAAUUAAAUAAUGCAACCAUUAAAAGAGCAAUUGGAUGCAUGCCUGCAUAUGCUAGAUUGUAGUAGAACUACUAAUAGGGCGGACAAAAACUGGUUAAAUGAAUUUUGCGCAAAAUUUUUAACGUUUGCAAGUGAUUUGCAAAUUUAUAUAAAUAAACGAUUGGAACUGGAGGCAGUGGAAAUUAUUUGUCUAUGCCUAACGCAAAUUCUGAUAUGUGUUAGACAAUUGGAGUGUACAAUUCAAACGGAGGAGGCGAGUGGCUUAAGGAUUCACGCUAGUCAUUUACAAUUCACUGAUCGCAUCACAGUUUGCCUUAAUCGGCUACGCAUUUGCCUGCUGUCCAGUGCUAAUGGAGCUACCCAAGAUAACGCCACAGAAGGUGUUUCCUUUGUUAAGCUCCUGGAUUCAUUGCUUGAUUUGUUAACAGAUUUCACAAGCGAACAUGUAGAUAAAAGCUCCAUUGAUGUGAAGCUCUUGAGUAAACAAGUCAAGUGUCAAGUGGAUUUGCUGUUAGGUCAAACGUUGUCCUUUGCCAAUGUGGCCUUGCAACAGGAUAAAAGAGCACUAAGUGCGCUUUGUCAAAGGGUCAUGCGCGAUUGCAGCGCCUUUCAAGAGGACUGUCUUCUAGCCAACAACUAUUCGAAUCAAAAACUGAGAGCCUUAACCUUGGAGCAGGCGCUUUGUCAACUCGAAGAGUAUCUAAACGAGGCUCUCCUACGUUUGGUCUACACUUGCUUUUUGGACUUUCAAAAAAUAUCGGUAGAUAAAAUACGCAAUUUAUUGAGAAAUUCGAAGACGGAAGCGUUAGCUGAUGAAUGUAUAGCCGAUUUCGAUGUCAAUUUGGAUCGUGCAACACAGAUUGGCAUUUAUGCAAUAGCAUUUGCGCCCAAUUUGAAAGUUAAAACCAUCGUUCGCAGCUGUUUGGCUUCCUUUGAAUAUUUGGAUACCAGUUUAAUACCCUCGCUGCAGUCGAAUGCAUCUGAUUUACAUUCCGAGCUAUUGGAGCAGCAUUUUAAGGAGGAAAUGUCCAGAUUUAAGCAAGCUCUGCAAGAGAUUAUAAAUAGCCGCGCAUUUGUCGCUUGUUAUCUGCAAAUACUAACGAAUGCGCUCAAUUCAAUCGAGAAACAAUUCGAUAAGACGCAACUGGAGGAUCUGUUGCAAAUGGGUUUCUCAAUACUUGAACACUUUCAGCUAGAUGCCAAUCGAAAGGUGGUGCUGCAGCCAGGACAAGAGCAGCUGCAAAAUUUUGUGAAAAUUCUGCGCGAAUGUAAAGCGAUUCUAAUGUGCGCCGCCCAAGUAGAGCCCGAGCGCAUUAUAAAGAGAUUUAAGAUAUUACGCAACAUUCUGCGUAAGCUACACACGAACAUCGUCGACGAACAGAGUAAACCAACGGGAUUUAGAGAUAAAGUAGAGCUGACUGUGGAGCCAGGCGAAGAAGAAACUGGCAGUCUGCAAGGUCUAACAGCCUCUCCAUCACGCAGCAUACUUUACAAUACUCAGAAGCAACGGAGUAGAGCGAAUAGCAGUAAGCUAGAAGAAGCUCAGAUGGAGCGAAUGCAAUCUGACUAUCUUAAGCAGAAGGCGCAGAACUGUAUGCGAAGAAAAGAGAGCCUACGCACUACGAUGUUUAAGCGACAAAAUGUAUUUGUAAGCGCUAAGCUGCAGACAACCAACGAGAGUCAAUCGGCCAGCUUAGAAAUUAGUGAAAUUCUCAACCAACUUACAUGCCUCACGUCCAGCUUCAGCAUGAGCCUGCAGGCGAAGUAAAGAGAUUUAUUUCGAGCAUCGUAAAUUCAUUCG